CAGCCCUCCUCCCCUGCCAGUGCACAAACUUUUGUGCACCGGGCCUCUCAUUUAUUAUAAAGUGAAGACCCUUUUUAGCACCCAGAACUGGAAACAGAACUUGGCCAGCUGUUUCAGAAGCCAUAUCUCUGCCUUUUCCAUCACAACUCCCACCUCCUCCCCAAAGUAACCACUAUCCUGACAUUUAUGGUAAUCACUUAGAAGGGUUUUAUUUUAAUGGGACUAAAGUUUAGCUAUAAAUAAUCACUAAUGGUAGAAUAUUAGGCGGCUGAGAGGUAUGUGGGGGAGCCAUCAGAGACAGCCAGAUCUCAGCACACUUAAAAUCACAUCAUUUUAUACAGUUAGUUCACUCUGUGCCCAUAAUUAAGACAGACCUCACUGGAAAAGGAUCCCACAGAAGUCCAAACCAGCACCGGGCUGUGCCCUAUGCCCUCAGCUAUUUUACUGUCAUCUACUGGUCCAGAAAGAGCCAUACCCUGCAGUCUUUCCAAGGCAGAGCAAAAGUAGGUCCCAGCUCACAGUGCUUGGGAGAGUGCAAGGGACUAGUUGUCUUUGCUAAUGAUAUAUGAGUCCAGGACAUUGCCUAAACUUCCCUGGGCCUCAGUUUCUCACUGUGAAGUAUGGGGCCACAAUAAAGCCCUUUACAAUCACCCAUUCCUCUCCUAACUUAGUCCUCUUUCCUCAAUCUUGGUGUCUGUUUCAGCUGACUAUUCAUUCACCCUUAUAUAAGAAGCUCAUUACCUUCCUUUCCUAGCUGGGUCUUUCCAGUCUUGUGCUUCUCUUUUUGCCCUUGAUUCUUACACACGGUGAGUCUGCUUCACACACAUCUUUAUAAACAUGCAUGUAUGUCCUUGCACAUUGGAGGUGCUGAGCAAAUGCUCAUAGAAUGAAUGAAUGUAAAGGAAGAACAAAUGAAUUCCUGUAUACAUUCCUUAAGUAUUUAGCGAGUGCCUAUUAUAUAUACAAAGAUACAAACCUGUCUCCCUACACUCUAAAGAUCAUUCCUCUCCUCCCUUUCUCCUCAUCUUCCUUUUCCAUCUUAUUCCUUUUUUUCUUUCACUGCACCGCAAAGCUAGACUGAGUGCCCUGCAAGGCAGCAUGCAGACAUACAGAAGCAGGCAGGCUGGUGGAAACGGACACCAUGGAACGAAGCCAGAGGAAAUAAGGGCAAAGACAGCUGUAUAACAUGCAGAGAAACCAACCAGAAUGAAAAGCCGUGAUUCAUGGAGCACUGCAACUCAGACACUCCUUGGAUUUCACUUUGAGAGCUGAGUCUGGAUUGGGGUCAGCGAGGGCUGGCACCAAGAUGAAGGGCAGUCAGGCUCCUCCUCCCUGGAGAUGUGGUGCUCCAAUCCCUCCCCUUAAUCCUUUUCUACCCACUCUAUCCCCACGACUCCCUCACUGACCAGUGUCCUGGGCCUUUAAGAGUUGGGUGGGCUGGACUGAAGAUAGCUCACACUUCCCCCCACCCCACUCCUUCCUUCUGGCUGUAACUCUGCCAGUCACAGCAGCAAACUGCAGUAGAGGAGGGGAGAAAGCCAGCGAGGGCAAGAGGAGCAAAGGAGAAAAGGAGCCGGCUGGGUUUCCUCAUCCCACAGUGGAGAGCAAGCACUGCAGAGCUCACAGACACAGGACUGCUAUCCUGCACACGACCGUUCGUUGGCAUGCCCAAGUGCUGUUCUGGGAAGAGAACUUGCUUCUAGUCCUGACUGCCAUCAAUCAGGUGACUCUGGUGACAGCUGGUGGAGCAGUGGGUGAUGGCAUCCCUGCUGCAAGGCCGGCUGCCCAUAAGUCAAGAUGUGCUGCUGAUGCAGAAAGGUACAAUGAUGCGCAAGGUGAGAUCCAAAAACUGGAAGAAGCUAAGAUACUUCAGACUUCAGGAAGAUGGCAUGACCAUCUCGCAUGCCCGGCAGGUCGGAGCCAGAGCCAAGGCCAGCUUCUCGAUCUCUGACGUGGAGACAGUGCGUAAUGGCCAUGAAUCUGAGUUGUUGCGCAGCCUGGCAGAGGAGUUCCCCCUGGAGCAGGGCUUUACCAUCGUCUUCCAUGGCCGCCGCUCCAACUUGGACCUGGUGGCCAACAAUGUGGAAGAGGCCCAGAUCUGGAUGAAGGGGCUCCAGCUAUUGGUGGACUUUGUCACCAACAUGGAUCAACAGGAGAGGCUGGACCAAUGGCUGAGUGACUGGUUCCAGCGUGGAGACAAAAACCAGGAUGGUCGGAUGAGUUUCCACGAAGUCCAGAGGUUACUACGCCUGAUGAAUGUGGAAAUGGAACAAGAACAUGCCUUUCAGCUUUUCCAGGCAGCAGACACAUCCCAAUCUGACACUCUGGAGGGACAAGAAUUUAUAGAGUUCUAUAAGGCAUUGACUAAGCGUGUUGAGGUGCUGGAACUGUUUGGAAACUUUUCGGCUGAUGGGCAGAAGCUGACCCUGUUGGAAUUUGUGGAUUUCCUCCAAGAGGAGCAGAAAGAAGGAGACCAUGCUUCUGACCUUGCUCUGGAACUCAUUGACCGUCAUGAGCCUUCAGAAAGUGGCAAGCUGCGGCAUGUGCUGAGCAUGGAUGGCUUCCUCAGUUACCUCUACUCGAAGGACGGAGACAUCUUCAAUCCUUCCUGCCUCCCCAUCUACCAGGAUAUGACUCAACCCCUGAACCACUACUACAUCAAUUCCUCUCACAACACCUACCUGGUGGGGGACCAGCUUUGUGGCCAGAGCAGCGUCGAGGGAUAUAUACGGGCCCUGAAGCGGGGGUGCCGCUGUGUGGAGGUGGAUGUAUGGGAUGGACCCAGUGGGGAGCCUGUUGUUUACCAUGGACAUACCCUGACCUCCCGUAUCCUGUUCAAAGAAGUUGUGGCCACUCUAGCACAGUAUGCCUUCCAGACAUCAGACUAUCCAGUCAUCUUGUCUCUGGAGAACCACUGCAGCUGGGAACAGCAGGAGAUCAUAGCACACCAUCUGACCGAGAUCCUGGGGGAUCAGCUGCUGAGCACCACCUUGGAUGGGCAGUUGCCCACUCAGCUGCCCUCACCUGAGGAACUUCAGAAGAAGAUCCUGGUGAAGGGGAAGAAGUUAAGUACGCUUGAGGAGGAUCUUGAAGAAGAGGAAGAGCUAGAGACUGAACUAGAAGGGGAGCAGGAGCCUGAGCUGGAAUCCCAAUUUGAGUCUGAGACCCAGGAGCUGAGCCCUCGCAGCAAGGACAAAAAUGAGAAGAAAUCCAAGGCCAUCUUGUGUCCAUCCCUCUCUGCCCUGGUUAUCUACACAAAGACUGUUUCAUUCUAUAACUUCACUCAUUCGAAGGAGCACUACCGCUUCUAUGAGUUAUCAUCUUUCUCUGAAACAAAGGCCAAGAACCUCAUCAAGGAGACUGGCAAUCAGUUUGUGCAGCAUAACGCCUGGCAGUUGAGCCGUGUGUAUCCUAGUGGUCUGAGGACAGAUUCAUCUAACUACAACCCCCAGGAAUUCUGGAAUGCAGGCUGCCAGAUGGUGGCUAUGAAUGUGCAGACUGCGGGGCUUGAGAUGGACAUCUAUGAUGGCCUUUUCCGCCAGAAUGGUGGCUGUGGCUACGUGCUGAAGCCAGACUUCCUUCGUGAUACCCAGAGCUCCUUCCACCCAGAGAGGCCCAUCAGCCCUUUCAAAGCCCAGACACUCCAAAUCCAGGUGAUCAGUGGUCAACAACUCCCCAAAGUGGACAAGACCAAAGAGGGAUCCAUUGUGGAUCCACUGGUGAGAGUGGAAAUCUUUGGUGUUCGCCCAGACACAACCCGGCAGGAGACCAGCUAUGUGGAGAAUAAUGGUUUUAAUCCGUACUGGGGGCAGACACUAUGCUUCCAGUUGCUGGUACCUGAGCUGGCCAUGCUGCGUUUUUUGGUAAAGGAUUACAACUGGACAUCCCGAAAUGACUUUAUCGGUCAGUACACCUUGCCUUGGACCUGCAUGCAACAAGGUGAGCGUGUCCUUCCACCCCUGGCCAAACCCCUUACUCUGGCUGCCUUCCUAAUGCUGUCCUCCUAUGCCUUUCCAGGUUACCGCCAUAUACACCUCCUCUCCAAGGAUGGCACCAGCCUCCACCCAGCAUCCCUCUUCGUGCACAUCUGCAUGCUGGAAGGGCUGAGGGAGGUUGAAUCUUAAGGUGGACACUUCAUGGGAAGGGUGGGUGUACUUGCUUCAGAUGGUACGAUAACCCUGGAAGGAUGCUCCAGAAAGCAGAGGUGGUGAAAACCAAGCAUGGUUGUGCGUUCCUAAGCAUAAAGUUACCUCACCCUUCCUAACAAGCAAAUCUAGGGCCUGAUUUUUCACCUGCUUUCUCUUCCCUUUCUUCAUUUUCACAAACUUUUGGUAUCUUUCCUGCCCUUCUGUGUACUCUAUCCUGGAGUUCCUUCCUUCCGUUGCUGUAGGUUUAGUCCCUACCCAGACCUAGGACUAAUCUCUCUUAUCAACUCUGGCUCCAAGGCAGAUUGCAACUACAAAUCCAGAGGGGUUUGGGGCAAAGAAACCCAGAGGCAUUAUCCCCUCCGCAACAACUUCCUCAAAGGCCAGAGCCAAGGAAAGGGAAAACCAAGCCUCAAGCCUCCCCAAGCAAAGGCUGGGGAGAGAACUGACCCUAAGACUGUACUGUGACUCUCAAGAAAACACUGCACAGCUCUGAGUCCACACUGGUCUGCUCCUUCCUAGUCCCACCAGUGUUAAUAGAGCUGCUCUCCCUAA
Molecule: messenger RNA, 4700 nt
Organism: Myotis davidii
Lineage: Eukaryota; Metazoa; Chordata; Mammalia; Chiroptera; Vespertilionidae
Gene: PLCD4
Product: phospholipase C delta 4
Exons: 16
Coding region: 1758-4124 (788 amino acids)
Biological process (GO): intracellular signal transduction; lipid metabolic process
Molecular function (GO): phosphatidylinositol-4,5-bisphosphate phospholipase C activity; calcium ion binding
Source: RefSeq, a predicted model, not a curated record